GCUAAAUCGGCCACUAUUACACUUUACACAAAUUUACUCAUUGUUCUUUUUUUCCCAGCUACUAAACAUCAGCAGUACUAUCCCGGUCACAACAAUGGAGUCCAAAGACCUCCCAAUUGCUCUGGCGCCGUCGACGACACUUUCUGCCUUUCCGACUUCCUCGGAUGAAGCUACGGAUUGGAAUAUUCUAAGUCCGGAUGCAAAAUCGCCGGCGCCUCCAACAACGCCAUCGACGCCGUCAUCCUUUCAAGAUAUACGGCGAUGGAGACCGGCGGCGCAACGAAACCUGAGAAACCAGUGGUCAAAGCUGUCUUCUCUUCGGACUCAAUGGCUUUCCUUAUCCUCCACCGCUCGAUCAUACGCCACUUAUGUAGUAAACUCUUAUCUUUCCCAAAGGUAUAUGGAUGCAAUGGAGUUAGGUAUAUUGAAAGAGAUGCCUGAUAUACGUAAAAAAGCAUGUAGGAAAUUGUUCAAGCAGCAGGAGACUAAUAGGAGGAAGCUCUUGUCAUCUUACAAAGAUAUGGUGGCUGUUGUAACUCAGAUGGUCAAUGUUUCUAAAUGUAUGAGGUGUUAUCUCAAAGGAACAAGUGGCACCCCACUUACUGAGUUUUCUUGCUUCCCCGGAAAUCAGAAUGACACUGGUGAUUGUGAUGGGAUUCCUGUUUUCACCUUUUGGUCAAUCUUUGAUUUCGAGAAACUGGCAGAGGAGCUGGUCCAGAUGUUUGUGUCAGAAACAAAGCUAAAGCGGUUGCUAGUGAUGGAAAUAUGCUCCAUUGGUUUCGAUGAUUUUUCACACGUUGACAAGCUGAAAUGGAGUGAUCAUUUCUAUGUCGGAGAAUUUGAUGAUCUACGCAUAUGUGAUUCAAACUCAAACGAGGUUCUUAAGCAACUCGUGCCCAAGGUAGAGAGCUGCGAUUCUCAGUCUACCACCAUGCAAUCAAGUAGUCAAUUAGAGAGGAACGUUCUCCAGGUUUACUUAACAACCUGGCUCGCAGAAGUCAAUGUCGAUAGAUCCAGGAUAGGUGAAUUAUUUGCUAUUGUAGGUGAGGAGAUGCAUGUUACCAUAUCAUGAAACCUCAACUACACAGAUAGGUAAACAAUGGUGGACAAACGCUUAAUAUUCUCUAUUGUUGCUCAACUCCAAGAUUGAAACUUGAAGAGGCAUUGGACUUGGACAUUCUUUAGGCUCAUCCAUAUGCCUGAAGAGGCAUUGAGCUGAUCUUCAAGCUUCUAAGGUUUUUAUCUUCAAACUUCUUUAAAACAAUGCUGAUGAAUAUUGGACCUGAAUAGAGAGGAAUGGAUACAAAGGAUUCGCAUGGAUGACCCCAACUAAAUUGAGGUUGAGGCAUAUAAGAACUGACUUAAGUUGGGAUUUAGAUAGUGAAGUUGUCCAGGAGGAACUUUCCAACUUACAAACAAGACUACUGAUGUUUUCCAGACAAUACUGCAAUAAUGGCUGCUAAAUGCUGUCUUUGUUUGUCAAAGCAUCCAGCGGAUGAAGUACACCAACAUCAAUACAUUUAGUAUUAAUAUGAAAGUGAAGAGGCUCGGGCUAUCAAGAACCUCUUAUGCUUGACAGUUUUCUAACUCCGAUUCUUUUUUCUUUUGUGGUAGGCUAGAGAUUCUAUGUACAUAAUUUUGUUUUCCCUGAUUUUACCAUUUGCAUCAAAAUUGAUAUCAACGUCAGAA
Molecule: messenger RNA, 1689 nt
Organism: Solanum dulcamara
Lineage: Eukaryota; Viridiplantae; Streptophyta; Magnoliopsida; Solanales; Solanaceae
Exons: 8
Coding region: 95-1072 (325 amino acids)
Source: RefSeq, a predicted model, not a curated record